AAUAACAAUAUAAAUUUAACAGCAGUUCACGAGCCUUCUCUGCAGAUUAGAGAAACCUGGUAAUUAAAAAAAAUUAUUAAUACUAAAAAAUUAUUCAUGAUACUACAAGAACUUAUGAAGCAAUGCAAUUAUGUAAAAAAAUUGAGGUCCAUCCAACAUUGAAAAUCAGUGGAGUACAGGCUAGUGGGUGAAAUGUAGAAGCAUUGCUAAAACCAUUUCCUUCUCUACAAAAAUAUCAAUUAAUGAAUUUUUAAGUUUUUAUUAGCUAUUGCGUGCUUCAUCUUUGCUAAACGCUUUAUUGAACUUGUAUCAAUUUGAUGGUAAGAGGAAGAGUAACUCUAUAACCAUGACUGUGAAGUAUAUUGUUGAGUUUAAGAGAGCGUAAAGACAUCAGAGAAACAGUUUCGUCUUAAUUCUGCACAUAUACAACAAAAUAGGAAGUGUCUACAUAAGUAUAUUGGGUUAAAAAACGGGAGUUCCUUGUAUAAAACAUGGCCAAACAUCAUCCAGAUCUAAUAUUUUGUCGUAAACAGCCCGGAGUCGCCAUCGGCAGACUUUGUGAAAAGUGCGACGGGAAAUGCGUUAUUUGUGAUUCCUAUGUGAGGCCAUGCACAUUAGUUCGCAUUUGUGAUGAGUGCAAUUAUGGCUCCUACCAAGGAAGAUGUGUGAUAUGUGGAGGCCCAGGAGUGUCAGAUGCUUACUAUUGCAAAGAAUGCACAAUUCAAGAAAAAGAUAGAGAUGGUUGUCCCAAAAUUGUAAACUUGGGCAGUUCAAAGACAGACUUGUUCUAUGAAAGGAAGAAAUAUGGGUUUAAGAGGCGCUAA
Molecule: messenger RNA, 824 nt
Organism: Cylas formicarius (sweet potato weevil)
Lineage: Eukaryota; Metazoa; Arthropoda; Insecta; Coleoptera; Brentidae
Gene: Phf5a
Product: PHD finger-like domain-containing protein 5A
Exons: 3
Coding region: 492-824 (110 amino acids)
Biological process (GO): mRNA splicing, via spliceosome
Cellular component (GO): precatalytic spliceosome; catalytic step 2 spliceosome; U12-type spliceosomal complex
Source: RefSeq, a predicted model, not a curated record